AUGAGGAAUGACAACUUUGCUUUAUUCGACGAAGACCCUCUCGGGAGAUCGAUUAAUCUCCAAAGCCAUUGCUAUGGAGAAUUUUCCAGUGCUGUUGUUCAAGCCAAUACUACUAUGGAAGAUCAAAGCCAAAUUGAAGUUGCCUCUAACAAUGCAGUCUUUCUUGGAAUUUACGAUGGCCAUGGUGGCACCCAAGCUUCCCGGUUCAUCUGUGAACAUCUCUUCAAAAAUCUAUUGAGGUUUGCUAAUGAUAAUGAAAGGUUUGCUAAUGAUAAUGAGAAUGAUAUAACUGAAGCUACCCUGAGAAAUGCUGUUUCUGCUACUGAAGAGGGUUUUUUGGAUUUUGCAAAAAUGAAUUAUAUGCAUCAGCCAAAUCUUGGAUAUGUUGGUUCAUGCUGUCUUGCUGGAAUUAUAUGGAAAGAGACACUACAUGUUGCAAAUCUUGGAGAUUCGCGGGUUGUAAUUGGUACUAUGGUUAAUAAAAAGAUCCGUGCUGAGCAGUUAACAAGAGAUCACAAUUGUAAUGAUGAAGCUAUUAGAGAAGAACUCAGGGCAAUGCAUCCUGAUGAUCCUAACGUUGUGAUAAAUGAUAAUGGUAAGUAG
Messenger RNA from Medicago truncatula (barrel medic), 603 nucleotides. Its product is annotated as probable protein phosphatase 2C 43. Gene Ontology annotation, biological process: protein dephosphorylation. The transcript is spliced from 4 exons. Gene Ontology annotation, molecular function: protein serine/threonine phosphatase activity; cation binding. Lineage: Eukaryota; Viridiplantae; Streptophyta; Magnoliopsida; Fabales; Fabaceae. Bases 1 to 603 code for a protein of 200 amino acids. The record is from RefSeq and is a predicted model, not a curated record.